AAAUGUUCAAACGUAGCACCCUGAAUGAGCUCAUCCGUCGUCUGAUGGCGAUGAGGGGACAUCACUACAGCGACGGGAGAGCAACAAUGAUGCGCUUCGGAGCAGGCAGGAGAAAAUAGUUACGUCCUUUAGAACUUUCACGCACGUUGUAUUUCGUGGCGAAAGCAUUGUUAGUGGUUAACGAUUGUAGAAACACCCUCCACUCGCCCACGUAAAGUAGAAUUAACUAAUAAAUAUAUCAAACUUGGCCCAUUCCAUGUUUUGACGUCUUCUGCAAACAAACAAAAAAGUCCCAUAUAUAAUGAACAUUGAAGACUUUAAAGAAACUUAAUUACUUCGAAGUGGUGACCACAAAUUGCGUCACCCAAUUAAUGCUUAUCAAUCAUCUUAUCCCUAUAACUGUUCAAGCAUAAACAAGGAUAACUCGAAGUUAUUUUGUCCUUAGGGGAUUCAUUGUGAGAAUGUUUUGAGAAAAAGUAAGGCUAGUUUAACACCGAUCUCGUGUGUGGUCCGUCGGCCUUGGCUUCCUUUUUAAAAUAAUAAAAUUUUGUUUACCUACACAACCUAAGGAGAAAGAGAGGGAAGGUGUUAUCAAGAAAAGCUAGAGAAAUUGAAGAAUUCGCCCAAGAUGUUCUGUUAGACAUUCUGGGUUCUUUCAUCUUUCGGGUUGUUGUUUUUUUUUAAGUUUAUCAAAUGGCUACAAGAAAUACUUUAUUAUUUCACAUCGACUGUCCACUAUCCAAGACAAAGACCCAUGUAUGAUGUGGGUUUGGUGAAUAAAAGUACUCUCAAAAUACA
Aplysia californica (California sea hare) is the source of this 798-nucleotide messenger RNA. RefSeq lists its product as uncharacterized. The record is from RefSeq and is a predicted model, not a curated record. Lineage: Eukaryota; Metazoa; Mollusca; Gastropoda; Aplysiida; Aplysiidae.